AUGACCUCCGCAGCAGUGGAAGAAGAGGCGCUCAAAGCCAUCAUUAUCUCUCACGCACGCGUGGUUUACGGUCCCGGAUACCCUGCCGGUUCUGUAUUCGAUGUCGUUAAUAGUAGCAUUGAGAACCACACUCGUUUCAGGUCUCAUGUCGUCGUUCACCCCGAAACUGAGCCAUUUGUAGCAGGCGAAGUUGUGCCCGGCAAGUGCACUGUGGUCAUGGCAUCCGUGGAACACCCAAACGUACAGAGUAGCUACGAAGCUAUCCUUCGGCAUCUGCGCCUUCAGAUCCCUGUAGUCUUGCACGGGUAG
Molecule: messenger RNA, 309 nt
Organism: Alternaria arbusti
Lineage: Eukaryota; Fungi; Ascomycota; Dothideomycetes; Pleosporales; Pleosporaceae
Exons: 3
Coding region: 1-309 (102 amino acids)
Source: RefSeq, a predicted model, not a curated record